UAAAUCACCAUUUGUUAACAUAUGGUCAAUUUUGCAUAUGAUAAAUAAAUAAAAAGUUAUUGUUCACAUUCACCACCAUGAAAAUUUUCACGGCUCACCUAUUUUAACUUUACUAGUAAUUAUUAUUGGACUAUUACUGAAACAAUAAUUUUUACCGAUAAAUCAUCGUCAAGAGAAAUUUAUUACGAUGAGUUAUCAAAAUCAGUCGCAGAUUAUUGCCCCAACAUAUAUGGAUAUUCAAGACGGGUUACCUAUGCAAAAUUCUAAGGAACAAACUUUACUAUGGCAACAAAAUCAUUAUAUGGGAGAUUCUGGAAUACAGUCGGAGAUGAAUACACGAGCUCCAUCAAUGUCAGGGCAUCUGGCAAGUAUGGAUGAGAUGAAUACCACGCUCCAACCUCAUAAUCCAUCAAACAACUAUAACAAUGUCAAUUUGCAAAAUUACGAAUGGGGGCAAGACAUAAGUCAAGUACUUAAUCAGACUAGAGGACAAAGAAUCAGAGCAGCUAUGUUUCCUGAAACCAUGGAUGAGGGAAUGGAAAUACCCUCCACCCAUUUUGAAGGGGAAGAUAUGACUGCUGUUCAAAGAUUGGCAGAGCCUUCUCAAAUUCUCAAGCAUGCUGUUGGAAAUUUGAUCAAUUAUCAGGAUGACGCAGAACUAAGUUCCAGAGCCUUACCAGAGUUGGUAAAGCUGCUAACCAAUGCUUCCAAUGAUCCUAACUCAACAAACAUAGAUAAGAUUUUGGUGGGCAAGGCUGCCGCAUUGGUUCACAGACUCUCCAAGAAGGAAGCUGCAAGAAGGGCUAUUCUCCUCAACAAAAGUGCUGAUGAAUUGGUAUCAGCAUUGCUUAACGCAUUGAGCAGCACCUCCUAUUUUAACGUUGGGAACAAAGAUGGGACAAAUGCUGAAGGGAUGGGGGAGGAAGAGGAGGAAAACACCAACGAGAUCAUGAAAAGCUUGGUGGGUGCCCUUUACAAUAUAUCCCAUCACAAACAAGGUCUUGCAGCUAUAUUCAAAAGUGGAGGGAUACCAGCCUUGGUGAAGUUACUCAGCUCGCGGAUAGAAUCAGUCCUGUUUUAUGCCAUAACAACGAUCCAUAACCUGCUUCUCCAUCAAGAUGGCAGCAAGGCUGCUGUUCGGACUUGUGGCGGAAUUCAGAAAAUGGUGGAAUUGCUGAGGAAAGACAACGUUAAGUUUCUCGCCAUAACCACUGACUGCUUGCAGAUUCUCGCUUAUGGCAACCAAGAAAGCAAGCUGAUGAUUCUAUCCAAUGGCGGGCCUCUGGAACUUAUCCGCAUAAUGAGAACGUACAAUUACGAAAAGGUGUUGUGGACGACGUCGCGUGUUCUGAAGGUCUUGUCCGUUUGCCCCAACAACAAGCCCGCCAUCUUGCAAGCCGGAGGUUUGCAAGCUCUGGCCAUGCAUCUGAAUAACAACUCUCACAGGUUGGUGCAGAAUUGCUUGUGGGCCAUUAGGAACCUAUCGGACGCCGCCAUUAGACAGGAAAAUUUGGAUUCCCUCCUACAAACGCUGGUCAGAUUGUUGUGCUGCUCCGACAUCAAUUUCGUAAUUUGCGCUUCGGGGAUACUAUCCAAUUUCACUUGCAACAAUCAAAACAACAAGCUCGUCCUCUUCAACUGCGGGGGCGUUCAGGCGUUGUUGCAAGCGAUUCACGCUCAUUGGGACCGCGAGGAAAUCACUGAGACAGCCGUAUGCGCCCUUCGUCACGUGACUAGCAGGCACCUCGAGUGCGAAGCCGCGCAGAACGCUGUCAGGAUCCACAACGGGAUCCCCUUGUUGGUCAAGCUUCUCAACCCUAAUUCUUCCUCUUGGCCUCUGAUAAAAGCCGUGAUAGGGGUGAUUAGGAAUUUAGCCUGCUGCACUUCGAACCACCCCAUGCUGAGAGAACAGGGUAUCUUUCCCAAACUGGCUCAAAUACUCAUGCAUGCUCACCAAAACAUCCAGAGGAAACCUUCGAACAAUAACGAUGGGCCAAUGAACGCUAACAAUAACACCUACGUUAUCAUGGAAGAGAUCGUGGAGGCUUGCGUUGGCGCGUUGCACGUGCUGGCUAGGGAAGCUAUCAACAGGGCCUUUAUAAGGGAACUCAACAUUAUCCCAGUUUUCAUCCAGCUCCUCUACAGCGAGAUAGAAAAUAUUCAAAGGGUGUGCGCAGGCGUGUUAUGCGAGCUGGGGGCGGAGAAAGAGGGCGUUGAUCUCAUCGAAGCCCACGGUGCCGCCCCACCCCUCACUGAUCUCCUUCACUCUCGGAACGAGGGCGUCGCCACUUACGUAGCAGCCCUUCUCUUCAGGAUGUCGGAAGACAAACCCCAAGAAUAUAAGAAAAGACUUUCCCUAGAACUUACCACAUCGCUCUUCAACCCCCCUCCUCCUCCUGGCCCACCUGGCCAAAUCGAUCACAGUUCUAAUAACCCCCAAAUUAUGAAUCCCUCUAACUGGCCCCAACACAAUAUGCCAGAAUACAUGGGGUCUCCCCAAAUGCUCCAUACCAUUUAUCCUCACCAAGGAUCUCCGCACAUGCCACAAGCUAAUCACCCGUACCAGCAUUUACAGAAUCCUAAACUUCAACAUUCGAUGCAGCGAGGCCCGCACAUGUCGCAACAGCUGAUUCCUCAAACCUAUUCCAACGGGACCGCCAGAAUGGUUGGCGGACAACUCUUGGAAAAUAAUGGCGGAUGGGCAGGCGGACCUGAUAUAGGAAAUAAUAGCAACGCGGGCCCUAAUCUGCUUUUGCUCGGAGGCACUGGAGGAGAUUCUAACGGAAUCAUGAUGCCAAAUGGUGGCGGUGGAAAUUCUAGGAUAGAUAUGAUGGAUUUCAACGCCAACGGGCAACAACACCAUCACGUGAUGAACCAAGUGGGGGCCAACAACAUGCCCCACCACCAGCAUCACCAAUCCCCGUACACUCAGCCCCCGUCCCAGCUACCCGCCAGCUGGUUCGAUACCGAUCUCUGAAGGGGGGGUCAUCAUUUUUUUUCUUUCUCACAUCUCCUCAACCCCCCCCCCCCCUUUACCUCUUAUUAUUUAUUUCAUUUAAUAUAUUUUCGCAAUUAUAAACUUAUUAAUUUAAUUUAUAAAAGAUUUAAAGAUUUUUAAUUAUUCCACCACCUGAUAAAUAAAUGUUUUCUCCUUUUUUCUUCUUUAUCCGAUAAUUAGCACUUCUUGAACACCAUAUGCAUUGUAAAAAAAUUUUUAAAAAUUCUUGAUAAAUAAUUACUCCCCCCCCCCCAAAAAAAA
Molecule: messenger RNA, 3259 nt
Organism: Gordionus sp. m RMFG-2023
Lineage: Eukaryota; Metazoa; Nematomorpha; Gordioida; Chordodea; Parachordodidae
Product: catenin beta-1-like
Exons: 16
Coding region: 188-2977 (929 amino acids)
Biological process (GO): cell-cell adhesion; positive regulation of transcription by RNA polymerase II; canonical Wnt signaling pathway
Cellular component (GO): cytoplasm; adherens junction; nucleus
Molecular function (GO): cadherin binding; transcription coactivator activity; protein phosphatase binding
Source: RefSeq, a predicted model, not a curated record